This is a messenger RNA of Adineta steineri, 711 nucleotides long. NCBI's taxonomy places the organism in Eukaryota, Metazoa, Rotifera, Eurotatoria, Adinetida, Adinetidae. The record is from the annotation of a GenBank genome assembly.
AUGUUACUGUUAACAUUUCUUUUGAUACAAUCAUAUAUCAUAUGGAUAUCUUCUGUCGAUGGAAAUAUUCCUUUUCCAAAAGAUAUGAAUAUACACGUUCUAUUUCCACCUAUUAUUCAAACUCACGAAUCUAUUCCUCUUGGUCAUCUUCGUCCAUUAGGUUGGCAACGUCGUGCUGACGGACCAAUCUUAGAAGAUUCACUUAAUAUAGAACCAGCACGUUUCUAUCAUUUAUUUGUUCAAGGAAAUCGAUCUGUAGUUAUACGUGGUAUUGUUUCAGCAUUAGAUGUUUUAUGGACAGAUAGUUAUUUAUCGAAACGUUAUGGUCAUUUAAAUGUUACUGUUGCUAAACGAAAACAACGUCUUAUUGAUACAUUAAUAAUGAUGCCAUUCAAAACAUUUCUUGAACAAUAUAGACAAGAUGAUUUAUAUAUGAAUACAAUUAUACCUGAUGAAAUGAAAACUGAAGCAUCAUUACCAUCACUUAUUACUUGUGGAAUAUUUAGUAAACGUCUAUUAGAACCUAUUCUAUGGAUAAGUGCAGGUGAUACCGCAUCACUUCUAUAUGCACAUGCACAAAAUACAUUACAUUGUGUAUUAGAUGGUCGAAAAGAUUUUAUUAUUUAUGAUACUUCAAAUAAAUAUCCACAUGAACUUAAUCUUAUAAAACAAUCAAAUGGAGAUUUAUUUUCUCGUAUUGAUGUUGAUUUA